CUCGGAUACCAACGGUAGUACUAAUGAUAUGGCAGUGGAGUAAAUACCUGAUACACCGUGAUAAUUUCCCAUCAUUAGGUCUAUGUUAAUAGACGCUAAAUACGGAAAUGGCGCGAAAAAAUAGUAGGCGCAUAAUGCAGGAUUCAAACAGAUUACUAUAACAAUCUGUCAUGAGAGUAAUGCUUUUACGGUCAAAGAGUUAGAAAUUUUCUCACUGAUCGAAUUAAACAUCUACAAACGGAUCGUCUGAGAUGACUUCAAUAUCAACACCAUCGUCUUUAAAGUCAGAACCAUUAUCGACAAAGACCGACAGCGUCGAGCAGGGACCGGAGCCGGUACAUAAACAUGUGGUCAAACGUGUACAAGCACCGAAACAAGAGGAACUUGAUUUCAUUAAGAGAACAUGUGACCCAUGUAAGUUUGAAAAUAAAGAAAGUAAAGCGCAAGGGUUUUGCCGUGUUUGUAGAGAAUACCUAUGUGAAAAAUGUGAAAAAUUUCACCGAAAGUUCCAGGCGACACGAAGCCACAAAAUAGUUCAUGGUGUUCUGAUGCCUAAACCGGUGAAGAAGUCCAUGACAACAUGCGAAUAUCAUAAAAACAACCCCGUCGAAUAUUUUUGUAAAGAUCACGGUGACGUCAUUUGUCUUGAUUGCAAAGAACUCAAGCAUAAAAUCUGCAACAGUGUCGUCUCUAUAGAAUUCUUUGGAAGUACUGAAAUUGAUAAGAGGGAGUUUGAGAAGGUGAAACAAGAAAUGAAAACAGUAGUUGAAGAUUUCAAGAAUGUCUUAGUUCUAAGAAAACAAGACCUAACUGAUUUGGAAGAAGAGAGAGACAAAUGUAGAAAUGCUAUAAAGGACAUAAGAGAUGACUUUAACACACUACUGGAUAAACUUGAAGAAGAGUUACAAAAUGAAGUGAAAACGAUUUAUGGAAAUGAGGUUCAAAUAAUGAGAGAUCACGUUGAAAUGUGUGAAAAGGCAAUGAAGACACUGAACGGUGUGAUUGAGAAUGUCACUGAAGUGAAGAAGACUGAAGAUAACAUAGCUACCUUUGCUAUGUUCACGAAAGCGAAAAGAAAAUUAACAGACUAUGAAAAGGUUUUGAAAGAUGUAAAAAGAGAAGCCUAUAUUCCUGAAAUUGACAUUAUUCGUGAUCAAGAAGUAGUUGAAAGCCUGAAGAAAAUAGUUACAUUAGGAGAAACCAAAGUAAAGACAAUUCCAAAGGCAUUUCACAUAAGUCUGAGCAAUCUGAAAAAAGAAAAUAUGAGGGUGGUUGAAACACUUGUCCAUUCUGUUCGUAUGCCUGGUGACGAUAACAAACACGAUUGUGAAAUAACUGGAUCAGCCUUUCUUGACAAUGGAACGCUCGUUAUUUGCGACAAACAUAACUACAAAGUCAAACUUCUAGAGCGCCACUUUCAAUGUAAAUAUGAUUUCGAGCUAAAUGGAGCUCCUUGGGAUGUUGCUGUCGUAAACGACAAAUGGGUGGUCGCUACUCUACCUUUUGUGAAGAAAUUGCAAUUUCUCCAUGCCGACAUAUUCGAAGGUAUCACCAAAGGUAGGACCAUCGAAACAGAUCGAAUGUGCUGGGGUGUUGCAGUUUCAAAAGAAGAUAUAUUGAUCUCGUGUCACGACAACCCAGGAAAUGGUAAAAUACAUGUUUUGGAUAAACGCGGACACACAAAGAAGAUAAUUGGACCGGCGUCGGAAGACUCGGCAUUCAUGCUCGAAAUGCCUUCAUAUCUGGCAGUUAGUUUCGAAGGAGAAAAGGUAUUCGUUGCAGAUGGUGACGUGAAGCCUACGGUAACUUGUUUGUCGAGAAAGAAUGGACAAAUCAUAUACGAUUACUGUGCAUCCAAUUUCGGUUAUUCUAUGCAGACAAACGUCGCAGUUUAUCAAAAUCCUUGGUCGUUUAAGAUUAUUGUUGACAAAGACGAUUAUGUGUUUGCAAACCUUGGAGAUAAGGAGAUGAUUCAAGUCAUAACGGACACAGGUGUGAAGCACAGUACUCUCCUGAGGAACACGGAACAGUUGUUCGGUCCUCAUACAAUGUCUUACCGAGAGUCUGAUGCGACCCUCAUCAUAGGACUGUGGGAUCAAAUACAAUCUUUUAGAUUUAAAGAGAUUGAAAUUAAAACAUAGUCUUUGUAGACAUUAUGUCGUCUAUUCUGUUUAGCCAAACAGUUGCUGAAAACUGCCCUUGAACAGUAACCUCUACCGUCUUUUCAUUUCAAUAUAAACAUUUGCAGCGUAUUUGCACAAACACCUGUACAUUAUGGUCACUUUGGCUCUUCUAAGCGUUUUCUUUCUACAUAACUUUGAAUGCAGUUGUUUUCACAUAUAAUUUUAUCUUCUAAAACUUUUCUUACAAUUUUGUAUUAUUCUUUUAUUGAUUAAAUACAAGAGUACAUAUUUCA
This is a messenger RNA of Mercenaria mercenaria, 2416 nucleotides long. RefSeq lists its product as uncharacterized. The transcript is spliced from 2 exons. Gene Ontology annotation, molecular function: ubiquitin-protein transferase activity; zinc ion binding. Gene Ontology annotation, biological process: positive regulation of DNA-templated transcription. Gene Ontology annotation, cellular component: nucleoplasm; chromatin. The record is from RefSeq and is a predicted model, not a curated record. Bases 252 to 2141 code for a protein of 629 amino acids. Lineage: Eukaryota; Metazoa; Mollusca; Bivalvia; Venerida; Veneridae.